Molecule: messenger RNA, 11090 nt
Organism: Oryctolagus cuniculus (rabbit)
Lineage: Eukaryota; Metazoa; Chordata; Mammalia; Lagomorpha; Leporidae
Gene: BMPR2
Product: bone morphogenetic protein receptor type 2
Biological process (GO): blood vessel development; cellular response to growth factor stimulus; protein phosphorylation
Cellular component (GO): signaling receptor complex; plasma membrane
Molecular function (GO): ATP binding; transforming growth factor beta receptor activity
Source: RefSeq, a predicted model, not a curated record
CACCCCGCGGCACCCUGGAUAUGUUUUCUCCCAGACCCGGCUAUUUUUUUGAUAUCGUGAAACUACGAGGGAAAUAACUGCGGGGGUUUCUUCUCGGCUCCCUGCGUCUGCCCCCCACCCCCACGGACAUGCCUUCGGUUUGGGGAGCGCACGCACCCAGUCCUCGGCAAGUGAACCCCCCCAGCCGCCAGGGAGCGAAAUGAAGGGAAUUUCUGCCGCGGAAUGAAAGCUCUGCCACUCCGUCCUCUCCCCUGCCAUUUGUCCUUUCAGACUGCCUUGUAAUAGGGGCAGGAUAAGUCCGACGCGAGACCAGACGAGCCCCCCGGCCGUCUACACUUUCCCCGAUUGUCUUCCUUUGCCCUCCUGCUGCUCGCCUGGCCCCGGGAUGACUUCCUCGGUGCGGCGGCCCCGGCGGGUGCCCUGGCUGCUGGGGGCCGUCCUCCUGGUCAGCACCGCGGCCGCUUCCCAGAAUCAAGAACGGCUAUGUGCAUUUAAAGAUCCAUAUCAACAGGACCUUGGGAUAGGAGAGAGUCGUAUCUCACAUGAAAAUGGGACAAUACUAUGUUCAAAAGGUAGCACCUGCUAUGGCCUUUGGGAGAAAUCAAAAGGGGACAUAAAUCUUGUAAAACAAGGAUGCUGGUCUCACAUUGGAGACCCCCAAGAGUGUCACUUUGAAGAAUGUGUAGUAACCACCACCCCUCCCUCAAUUCAGAAUGGAACAUACCGUUUCUGCUGCUGUAGCACAGAUUUAUGUAAUGUCAACUUUACUGAGAAUUUUCCACCUCCUGAUACAACACCACUCAGUCCACCUCAUUCAUUUAAUCGAGAUGAGACGAUAAUCAUUGCUUUGGCAUCAGUCUCUGUAUUAGCUGUUUUGAUAGUUGCCUUAUGCUUUGGAUACAGAAUGUUAACAGGAGAUCGAAAACAAGGUCUUCACAGUAUGAACAUGAUGGAGGCAGCAGCAUCAGAGCCUUCUCUUGACCUAGAUAAUCUAAAACUAUUGGAGCUAAUUGGCCGGGGUCGAUAUGGAGCAGUUUAUAAAGGUUCCUUAGAUGAGCGUCCAGUUGCCGUAAAAGUAUUUUCCUUUGCAAAUCGUCAGAAUUUUAUCAAUGAGAAGAACAUUUACAGAGUGCCUUUGAUGGAACAUGACAACAUCGCUCGCUUUAUAGUUGGAGAUGAGAGAGUUACUGCAGAUGGACGCAUGGAGUAUUUGCUUGUGAUGGAGUAUUAUCCCAAUGGAUCUCUAUGCAAGUAUUUGAGUCUCCAUACAAGUGACUGGGUAAGCUCUUGCCGUCUGGCUCAUUCUGUGACUAGAGGACUGGCUUAUCUUCACACAGAAUUACCACGAGGAGAUCAUUAUAAACCUGCAAUUUCUCAUCGAGAUUUAAACAGCAGAAAUGUCCUGGUAAAAAAUGAUGGAACCUGUGUUAUUAGUGACUUUGGGUUGUCCAUGAGGCUGACUGGAAACAGACUUGUACGCCCAGGAGAAGAAGAUAAUGCAGCCAUAAGUGAGGUUGGCACAAUCAGAUAUAUGGCACCAGAAGUGCUAGAAGGAGCUGUGAACCUGAGGGACUGUGAAUCAGCUUUGAAACAAGUAGACAUGUAUGCACUUGGACUAAUCUACUGGGAGAUAUUUAUGAGAUGUACAGACCUCUUCCCAGGUGAAUCUGUACCAGAGUACCAGAUGGCUUUUCAGACAGAAGUUGGAAACCAUCCCACUUUUGAAGAUAUGCAGGUUCUUGUGUCUAGGGAAAAACAGAGACCCAAGUUCCCGGAAGCCUGGAAAGAAAACAGCCUGGCAGUGAGAUCACUCAAGGAGACAAUCGAAGACUGUUGGGACCAGGAUGCAGAGGCUCGGCUUACUGCACAGUGUGCUGAGGAGAGAAUGGCUGAACUUAUGAUGAUAUGGGAAAGGAACAAAUCUGUGAGCCCAACUGUCAAUCCAAUGUCUACUGCUAUGCAGAAUGAGCGCAACCUGUCACAUAAUAGGCGUAUGCCAAAAAUUGGCCCUUAUCCAGAUUACUCUUCUUCCUCAUACAUUGAAGACUCCAUCCAUCAUACUGACAGCAUUGUGAAGAACAUUUCCUCUGAGCAUUCCGUGUCCAGCACACCUUUGACUACAGGGGAAAAGAACCGGAACUCAAUUAAUUAUGAACGGCAACAAGCACAAGCUCGAAUCCCCAGCCCUGAAACGAGCGUCACCAGCCUGUCCACCAAUACAACAGCCACAAACACCACUGGUCUCACUCCUAGUACUGGCAUGACUACUAUAUCUGAGGUGCCGUACCCAGAUGAAACCAGUCUUCAUGCUGCAAAUGCUACACAGUCGAUUGGGCCAACACCUGUGUGCUUACAGCUAACAGAAGAAGACUUGGCGACCAACAAGCUAGACCCAAAAGAAGUUGAUAAGAACCUCAAAGAAAGCUCUGAUGAGAAUCUCAUGGAACAUUCUCUUAAACAGUUCAGUGGGCCAGACCCAUUGAGCAGCACCAGUUCUAGCUUGCUUUACCCACUCAUAAAGCUUGCAGUAGAAGUGACUGGACAGCAGGACUUCACACAGGCUGCAAAUGGCCAAGCAUGUUUAAUUCCUGAUGUUCCACCUACUCAGAUUUAUCCUCUUCCCAAACAACAGAACCUUCCUAAGAGACCUACUAGUUUGCCUUUGAACACCAAAAAUUCAACAAAGGAGCCCCGGCUAAAAUUUGGCAGCAAGCACAAAUCAAACUUGAAACAAGUAGAAACUGGGGUUGCCAAAAUGAACACAAUCAAUGCAGCAGAACCUCAUGUGGUGACUGUUACCAUGAAUGGGGUGGCAGGUAGAAACCAUGUUAACUCCCAUGCUGCCACAACCCAGUACGCCAAUGGGACAGUACCAUCUGGCCAGACAGCCAACAUAGGGGCACAUAGGGCCCAAGAAAUGCUGCAGAAUCAAUUUAUCAGUGAGGACACCAGGCUGAAUAUUAAUUCCAGUCCUGAUGAGCAUGAACCUUUACUGAGACGAGAGCAGCAGGCUGGCCGUGAUGAAGGUGUUCUGGAUCGUCUGGUGGACAGGAGGGAACGGCCACUAGAAGGUGGCCGAACUAAUUCCAAUAACAACAACAGCAAUCCAUGUUCAGAACAAGAUGUUCUUACACAAAGUGUUCCAAGCACAGUAGCAGAUCCUGGGCCAUCAAAGCCCAGAAGAGCACAGAGGCCUAAUUCUCUGGAUCUUUCAGCCACAAAUGUCCUGGAUGGCAGCAGCAUGCAGAUAGGUGAGUCAACACAAGAUGGCAAAUCAGGAUCAGGUGAAAAGAUCAAGAAACGUGUGAAAACUCCCUAUUCUCUUAAGCGGUGGCGCCCCUCCACCUGGGUCAUCUCCACUGAACCACUGGACUGUGAGGUCAACAGCUAUGGCAACGAUAGGGCAGUUCAUUCCAAAUCCAGCACCGCUGUUUACCUUGCAGAAGGAGGCACUGCCACAACCAUGGUGUCUAAAGAUAUAGGAAUGAACUGUCUGUGAAAUGUUCUCAAGCCUACGGAGUAAAAUUAUUUUUUGCAUCAUUUAAACAUGCAGAAGAUAUUAAAAAAAAAAAAAAAAAAACUGCUUUAUCCUCCCCGUCAGCACCCCUCCCAACCCUGCAACCAGGACUUGCUUUAAAUAGAUUUCAGCUAUGCAGAAAAAUUUAGCUUAUGCUUCCAUAUUUUUUAAUUUUGUUUUUUUUUAAGUUUUGCACUUUUGUUUAGUCUUGCUAAAGUUAUAUUUGUCUGUUAUGACCACAGAAUUAUAUGUGUGUGUAUCAAAAGUGGUCUCAAAAUAUUUUUUUAAGAAAAAAGCAAAAACAAUGUAUUGCUGAUAAUCAGUUUGGACCAGUGUCUAAAGGUCAUUAAAACAGAAGCAAAUUAAGACAGGUUUGACUGCAGUGGUGUCUGGUAUCCAUGUUUUAUUUCUGGGCACAAGCUAGUUUAUAUAUUGAUAUACUUUCCUGAACAUAUUAUCUGUUGGACUUUCUUUUCUCUUGUGUUUUGUUUGAAUGUGCAAUAGUCUAUAGGCCACAAAUAAGCUUUCUUGUAAGCUCUCUUCCCAAUGGGGCACACAUUCUUUCAUAAUAUGAGUACUUUUCUUCCCCAACUUCCAUACUUUUGUAGGUCAAUUCUGUGACAGUGAAUUUUGCACAGGAGAAAGCUUAUUUCUUGCUUUCUCUCUCCUUAACAUGGAGAAUGCAGAAAUAUAAUCUCAAAGGGCUCUAAAGAAGCAACUACAAAAAUUUAAUUUGAAAAUGCCAUUUCUUUUUACCUUCUAAAUUCUAAACAUUUUCUUCCAGGCAUUUUACUAAACAUUUGGUUCUGGUUUUAGAAGUUUGUAAGAGAGCAUAGAACAAAAUACAGGAACUUAACUAUUAGCCUUUUCCCAUUUUAUUUUAUUUUUAUUUGUAUGUUCAUAUUCCAUAUUCAUUUUUAUCAGAAAACUUACAAAGCUAGACUUACAGAAUUUUUAAAUAGGUUGAUGGUUAAGACAGUAUGGUGUUACAGCUUUCAUUCUCUGAAUAGGCCAUUUUUGACUCAAAUAAAAUUAUAUUUCCUGUUUAUUAUAAUUUCAAAAAUAGUUCAUAGUAUUGAACCUGCAGUAUCUUUUAUUAUGUUCCCAAGCAAAGCCUGGUGACUUUAUCUGAAGAUGAUUCCUCUUGCCAUGACCUAACACACUGUGGAGAACUCAUUCAGCUGGCAUGCCAAAUCCCCGUGAGAGUGAGGAUUGCUGCCAAACCUACCUUUAUGGAGCACACUGAGACUCAACUUCUCUUUUCAAAACUGUGUGUUUCUUUGCUAAUCUUGUUUUCAUAAUUCCUCCUUUGUGCCAGUUUUUCACAUGACCUUUGAUAUGUGAAGAACAUUUAUUAUUUAUAUUAUGUUAGAGUAUACUUUUUAGUGGUAACAUGUCCUUGGAAUCAUUUUUUUUUAAAGCUUUGUUUGCUUCAUUCAUUACUAAUCAUCUUCUCUAGAACAACAACCUCAGCAUGUUUUUUGUUUUUUCAACUAAAGCACUUUCUGUCAAAUAAGGGACUAUUUUUUUUUCCUAAACACUAAGCACAAAUUAUUUUCUGUCAUCUCACUUGGUUUAUUUUUUUCAGAUUCUCAGAGUACUUACAGGAUGUUUUCUAAUUAAAGAUUUAUGUGGGAGAAAAAAUGAGUACUAAUAAAACACAUACUCCCAGAUUGCUCAUUUAGAUUUUUAUCUCCUGGUUAGUAUUUUUUCACUCGUUUUCCUCUGUCUUUAUCAGUUUACUAAAUUUACCACUUAGCCUAAAUUUCCCAGUUUGUUGUCCAAAAGGCCUUCCUUGUUUGCCAUCUUAUAUGAUAUUAGAAGUUAGUUUGCUACAGCACUUAUAGUUGUGCAGCUGGAUUGCUGAACACGGUUCUCAGUUAUUACAAUUCAGAUUGUGCUAAUGUCCUGGAUUUCCAUCUUUUAUGUUUGUUGACCCUUCUUUGAUUCAGACCCUCAAUAUGUUUUUGCCACAUAAUGUUUGUUUGUUUGUUUGUUUUUUUGACAGGCAGAGUUAGACAGUGAGAAAGAGAGACAGAGAGAAAGGUCUUCCUUUUCCGUUGGUUCAUCCCCCAAAUGGCCGCUAUGGCUGGUGCACCACGCCAAUCCGAAGCCAGGAGCCAGGUGCUUCCUCCUGGUCUCCCAUGCAGGUGCAGGGUUCAAGGACUUGGGCCAUCCUCCGCUGCCUUCCUGGGCCACAGCAGAGAGCUGGACUGGAAGAGGAGCAACCGGGACAGAACUGGCGCCCCAACCAGGACUAGAACCCGGUGUACUGGUGCUGAGGCGUAGAAUUACCCUAGUGAGCCACGGCGCCAGCCAACCACAUAAUGUUUUUCAUACAAUUAUUGUUCAUUUAUCUUGUGACAAAUUAUUUACAUUGAUAAAGAGUAAAUUUUCACUUAGUUCUCUUGCUUUUAAAUGUCUUUCAAGUGAAUUUCAGGAUAUUCUUUUCAAGUAUUUAUAGGACAGCUUUGAAAAAAAUAAAUUGUUCCUUCUCAUUUGAAGCAUUGAGGUUCUAACUGAUCUUUUUCUGCCAGAAGUGUUGUCUUAGGUUCUGUUAUACUUUGAUUUGAGCCAGUUGAUUGCAAGUUUUCCACCAUUUUUAAUUGUUUCAUAAUAUAAUGCUUUAAAAAUUAAUAUACCAGUUUAUAAGAACUGUAUAGUUUCCUGUUUCAUGCAAACAUGUUUAAAACAAAUACUUUACUUUCCCCAAUUUUUAAAAGUAGACUCUCAAGGAAAUGGGAAGGUAAAAAAAAGUACAUAAUUUUAAUAAAUUUUAAAUUACAUUACACAUAAGGCAAAAUCACUUUAAAUGAAUAAGUAUUUCUUAAAGUGGAUAUCUAACUGCUAUCACAAAACUACAUAUAGAAGAGCAUUUGGGUGUUUUUGAAUAAAAGGCUAUUCAAUUAAAAAUACUAAAAUUCAUUUCCCUGGAUAGUAAUAUAACCAAACUUAAAAUAGGUAAUCAAGGUUUAAUAUUAGUUCCCUUAACAAAAUCCUAAUUGUAUACCAGAGUUAGAUCAUUGAAAGAAAAUAAUUUGAAUUAUGUUUUGACAAAAAUUGUUGUUAUUCUUAAAAACUUUUUCUAAAUGCAUAAUUGGGGAAAAAACACUUUUAUUAGUGUAGAACGCUAUAGAAAGGUACAUAUUGAAUGCUGGGGUAUACACACACUAUUUCUUUUAAUCUACAUAUCAGUCAUCUGAGAGUUACAGUUAAUAUUCCCACUUUAUAAAUGCCUAAGAGAAGCUGAGUCACUUGCCUAAGGGCUGCAUCUGGUAAUAGACAAACCUGGAAUUUUAGCCUAAGAUGUCCCCUUUCCACAUUUUUUAUCCACAUCGCACUACCUACAUGCUACCUGAUAGGAUAUGUAGUGUACUAACAUUUUUGUAAGAAAUUCAAUCAUUAUAUUACCACAAUGUGGUUUAUAUGUAAGCCAACCCAGAUACCUUAAAGAUUUUAGAAGUUAGGCAAACAUAAGAUGUGUAGACACAUCUAUGCUUAUUGUUACUUGAGAGAUAAUUACUAAAUCAAGAUGAAAUUUAGUCCUGUAUCUACCAUGUUGAACCUUAAACUCAUUUCACUUUACUCCAAUAACAUUUUUAUAUUGCAAAUCUGAAGGUAAAGUAAGUGUAAAGGGAGAAGUGAAGGUAGCUUUUGGAACAAUAGAAACUUUUUCCUAAUUUGAUUCCAUACUAGAUUUAGAGGAAUUAAUUUAAUAUUGAUUUCAGUCUCGUAAUCCUUAACUGUCUUCAACAUUCUUAUUGUUAGUAACUUUAGAAAAUUUACUAAUCCAGAGAACUAAUUGAUUAAGAUGUGAGAAGAAUAUAGGGAUAAUGUCCAUUUUAUAAAGCAGUUUAGUAUAGCUUCCAUGUAAGUAUCCACUUGUUCCAAAAAAUGUACAUUGGUUCUGAAAGUGAAAAUAGAGAGGGAGAAACACAAUAAAUGUUACAGUGGAAAUUGUCAUGAAAUUUGGCAAGUGUUUUAAAAAUACAUUCUAAUCUGGCCCCUAAGGUCAAAUGCAAUACUAAUAGGCUGUGGUAAAUCUCUCUCCCUUGAAAGUCAUUGAAUACUUCAAUAAACUUUUUGUUUCCAUGUUUUAUACUUAUGGACAUGAAUAUUUCAUUGUAGGCCAUUAACUCUUAGAAUUUGAUAUUACAUUUUAUUUCUAUCAACAUUUUAUAAAUUUAUGUUGAACUUACUAGCAGUUAUUUGCAAGUUAUUAUGUAACUAUUCACAAAUUGCUUUAUAUAAUAGUGUUCCUUACCAGCUUACUCCUUAAAGUUAGAAUCUGUACACACAUGUUAGUUGAUAAUCUAGACCAGUCAUUCUAGAGAUUGUGCAACAUUUCCACUACACUCUAGGUGUCUCUUUCAGAAUGGGAUAUUUCUAACUAUUCAUACAGUUUACUGUCAGUUUACUCUUCAACAAAGUUACAUUUUAACUAUGCAAAUUUUACUCAAAACUACCUUUCGUUAUUGAUUAAGUAAAUCUGGCAAAUGAUUGUUUGAGCUAGUUACACAAAAGUUAUUAUCAAAAGAAGUUUUUUUUUUACAAGUUUCAAGAUUAAAAAAGAAAAGAAAUUACAGGGUACUCUAAUGCACCUACCCAUUACUUUUCUUAAAUCACCUCAUGGUUUAUGUCUUAACCUGUGCUUUCCUCAUUUAUGUGACUUGCAAUCUUCUAUAUCAGGAAAAUUUUCAUAUUUAUUCUUCCUCCUCCCUGUUUCAUUUUAAGUCUAUUUAUCUUAUCCAGUAGGGAAAAAUAACAGUUGGUCAUUGUCCCUGUCAUUCUUCAGGGUCCUUCAGGCUUCUCAGUUAACAUCUAAGCCUCAGUUCUGCAGAGAAAAUCACUUUAAUCCUUUCCAUUUUUUUUUCUCCCCAGUCCUAUUUUAAUGACUUUAUUUAUAUUUAAGAACACAUAAAAUUAUAUUUUAUGUUAUAUACAUAUUCAUUUUUCCAGUUAAGUAAUAGUUCAAUAGUUUGAUAGAAUUGAGAGUUAAAAUGUUAUCAUUUGACCUUGGAUUCAACUAUCAAACUACCAGCAAGCAGCACUUAAUUUUUGUAUACCUAACAUUUUCUAUUAAAUUGUGGAAUUUUCUGAUUUCAUUAGUUAUCGCUAAAAAGCCAUGCACACAGAAUUGUACGUCAUUUACCAUUAGACAUUUUUAACCUAUAUUGCAGCAGCUUAGUGUUAUGAUGGAGCCACCAUGUUUUACAUAUUUCUUUGUAUCAAAUAUUAACACUAAAUGCAAGAUUAACUAUCAAGAGCAAACUGUAUAGUAAAUACUAUAUGAACAUUUUUUUGUAGACCACUUUUGAAAUACUUAAUGUUUGCAACAUAGCCUGGACUACAACAACUUCAAUUUAAGUUUUCAGUGACUGUUUUAAGUGUGUGCAUAAAGAAAAAUUAGAAGUUUAUCUCAUGGCAGAUGCAUUUGAAAGUAAAUAUGUCGGAAGAUUUAUGCUGUAUAUUAAAAUUAUGCCCCAAAUAAAUCUAUCAUAUUUAAAAAAUUCCAAUUCUGUUAUUACUAUGACGUUUGUAGUGUUACUGUUAAACAUUGUGAACAUUUACACAUUCUUUUUGUUUUGUUUUGUUUUUUUGACAGGCAGCGUUAGACAGUGAGUGAGAGAGAGAGAGAGACAGAGAGAAAGGUCCUCCUUUUCCAUUGGUUCACCCCCCAAAUGGCUGCCACGGCCAGUGUGCUGCGCCAAUCCAAAGCCAGGAGCCAGGUGCCCCCUCAUAGUCUCCCAGGUGGGUGCAGAGCCCAAACACUUGGGCCACCCUCCAUUGCCCUCCAGGGCCACAGCAGAGAGCUGGACUGGAAGAGGAGCAACUGGGACAGAACCGGCACCCCAACCGGGUCUAGAACCCUGGGUGCCGGCGCCUCAGGUGGAGGAUUAGCCAAGUGAGCCGCAGUGCCAGCCUACACAUUCAUUUUUAAAAUGUAAUUUGAAACCCAAAUUAAAAUCUUAGAACUAAAUCACGUCAGUAGUGCAUCCAGUUUAUGAUAUUUCAAAGCAAACUACUGAGUUGAAAACUGCAAAUUGAUUUUUUCUCCCAGUUUUGAAAGGCAUCAUAGGAUUUUUUUCCAUUUUAUUUAUACUUUUGGAUUUCAGAAACAUCUUAAUGUUUUACAUUAAAUCCAUAGACAUAUAUUACUUAAAACCUCAGGGCCCCUUUCAUCUCUGUGCAGUGAGAGUUCAGUUGAUAACAAACAAGCAGUUCGAUCCAGUUGAAUAUUUAAAGUGUUGGUCGCACAGUUCAUUUAGUGCUUCAUCUUACUAUUUACUUAAUUGACACAGACAUAAUCUCAGAUUUCGUUAAUCAUAAAAACUUGCCCAGUUCUGUGCUUACUAAAUCGAAGGAAUGACUCAACUAAUCAGUUACAUGUUGCAGCAGAUUUAGGCCUUAAAGCACUGACUUAAAACCAUUUUGGUUAAAUGACUAUACAUGAUUGGACAAAUCAUUUCAUUUUGUUUUUUAGUAAGAGAACUUAAACUAGUUCCUCUGAGAUAAAAUUUUUUCAAGAGGUCAUUUAUAAAACUUUUUUCUUAAAGUGCAUUAGUAAGUUUAUAGCUUCAGAAAUGGCUUAGGUGGUUUUGAGAAGGUCAUUUAUGGUAAGGUAAGCCAAACAGUUUUUCUAAACUGGUAUGCAGUAUACUUAACAUCCUAGCAGUGAAGAUAUUAUUUGUAACCAGUCUGUCUCCGGCUCUCCACCAAUCCUCUUAAUUAUAUAAAAGAAACAUUUUUAAAGAAGUUUAUCAGUAAAAAACUAAAUUACUAAGAGAUGCAAGUCAAAGAUAGGUCCCAGUUUAACAUUGAAGUGCUUGAGUUUUGUGACUUCUUUUUCUGGUCACAUUUAUUUAUUUAAAUAAUUUUUUGUAUGCCUUUGUUGUUUUGUUUCUAUAGAGAGUAUAUUGUAUACGUGUUUGUAUAAGCUGGAAUCAUCCGUAGCUUUCUGUUGAUAAUUUUUCAAAUGAAGAUACAUGGAUAAUUGUAAAAUACACUAACCUUUAGGGUGUUGUAGUAGCUGAAACAUGGAAUUAUGUAGCUGCUUUGCUUUUUCUGAAUGGACAGGAGAAACAAGCUACAGAGUAUUCAUUUCUGAGGAUGCUUUUCUGAAGAAAGAAAGGCUGAAAAAUAUUGGCACUUCCUCAGAACCCUCUUUCUUGUUAACGGGUAUCUUUUGUUGGUGUGUUUUGCUCUUACAUUUCAGAUAGAUAUCAUAUAUGAAUUUAUGAAAAAUUACUUUCAGUUAUUUUGCUUUUGUAUAAUCCAUCUGAGACCUUGCUAUGCUGUAUAAGUUGUGUUUGAUGGAUCAGUGAGUAUGAAAUAAAUCACUUUUCUUUUGUAUUAUCUAUGGAUGCCACUAUGAAAGCUGACAUUAAGCCACUAAAGAGUUUUCUAUGAAUAAGUGUAAGUAAAUGCUUUGAUAUAUAUAAACCUAAAUAAAAAGAUUGUAUUGAUACAGAGACAUUGGAGGAGAUUUUAAGACAGUUCUUUAGGUUUAAAAAAGGCUUGCUGUAAAAUGGUGCAUUAUUCCAUUUAUUAAAGAUCAUAUUAAUGACAACAA